Fopius arisanus is the source of this 2678-nucleotide messenger RNA. RefSeq names its product HMG box-containing protein 4. The transcript has 5 exons. NCBI's taxonomy places the organism in Eukaryota, Metazoa, Arthropoda, Insecta, Hymenoptera, Braconidae. The coding region runs from base 836 to 2002 and encodes 388 amino acids. The record is from RefSeq and is a predicted model, not a curated record.
UUGUCCCAUUGGCGCACAGCGGCUAAUAAAAUUUCCGAGCUGGCGUUGUGGGUUGUGCAGGUCAGUAAUGACUUCGAGGGCAAUUUGAAAAUCCAUCUGGCAUUCAUGAUUAGUUAAUUCGGAGAAAAUGACUAUUUUCAUUAUAUAGCGAGUUAUUCAGGAUUUUUCCCAGUGGAAGGGAAUCUGCAUAAUAGGACGUUUAUUUUUAAUUCAGAUGAGCUUGUUCCGAGCUUCUGGAAUUUACAUGCCAUUCAAUUUUUCAGCUGGUCCCAAGCCGCUUGGGAAUUAUCAUUUAAUUGGAUACAUGUUCGUAUCUUGUUUUCCGGUAGUUUACAAUUUUUGGAAACCAUUCACGUAUUACCAGGUGCAUUUUAUUGGGUUCUGUUUCACUUUUCCGGUGUUUCGACGGGGUUUCGCGUUUACAGGGCUUCAUGUUGAUUCUCGAUUCAUUAUUUAAUAAUAGAAUUAUUCCUACUUUCCUAGCCCUCACCGUUCAAUAUUUUCUUUCACCUGAAAAAUCAGCAUUCGGUGCACAAAAUUUGCACAUUCUCGAUUUAUCUCUAGUCUUAUCACAAAAUAAAUCUCGUUCUCCCAAUGUUUCGGAAAAAACAAGUGUCAAAACAAGUGUCAAAGUGUCAAGUGUAACAAACUUCUCCGGAAUAGUGAACGAUCAAAAAGGAUUUUCUCCGGGACCUGGAGUUACCUGAAAAAUCUCAUCGCAGGCAAUUUCUCCCAAAAAUAGUCACUGAGUUUUCAAAUAGUGACGUCUGCGACUCAUAACCCCGCGCAACGUGCCUGAAAGCGACGCACGGCUGGAGCUCAGCUGUCCGGCGCCAUGGACCCACGUUCAUCUCCGAAACUCCAGAAGACCGAGGAUCUGGAGGUGACUGGGAUAUCGAGGAGUGGGAGAGUGCGAAAAAAAUCAUCGAAACUCGUUGACUUUGAAUCACCAGGGGACAGUGCAGAGAAAGUACAGAAAAAAUCGCACCUGCGAGUGCACUUUCAGGAUCAUUACCAGGAGGAGGUGAUGGGUGGUAAUGGAGAGAGAGGGGGUAGGAAUUCUGGUGUUCUGAAUUCUCCCCUGAAGAUUAAGCACGAGGUGUCUGACACUGAGACAUCUGAGACUGAGUUUGAGGAUACUAUAAAUGAUGAGGACAGCUUCUCCAUGGAGUCUCCCUCCGAGGAGGAGGUCGAUCCUCUGCUCAUUGAUGAGAAGGAGAUGGGAGGAUUCAUGAAGCUGGAGGUGGAGCAACCCUCACAGGCCAAAAGUCUGUACAUGAUGGAGAAGAGCAGGAAAAAGGUGUGCAUCAAGGAUGGCAAGAUUAUUGGCAGGACCAAGGCUCAGAGAAAAGAUAAAGGGAAAACAAGAUUCACUGCGUACAUGCUUUGGUCAAAAGCAAUUCGUCAGGAAUUGAUUGAGAAAUGCCCUUACAUGGAUUUCGCUGCUAUUUCCAAACGCUUAGGAGAGCUAUGGUCUACUGUUCCUAAUGUUGAGAAGUACAACUGGAGGCGACGAGCGAAGAGGAUGAGGGACGAGUCGGUUUGGAAGACCCCACCUACAUCUCCAAAGAAGAAAUUCAUCAAUCAAAUCGGUAAUGGAAAAGAGAUCAGUGGUCCCCCACCUCCUAAGAAGCUCCAUAUAGGCUUGCAGAAGCCCUCGCACAUCGUUCCAACGUCGCAUUUCCCCAGAGCAUCAAAGAAUCUGGUGAACGAGCCGGUGGUUGGAACUGGAAUGUACAAAGUUAUUGGAACACAGCCUGUAGACGUCGCAGCACAUCUAAAACUUCUUGGAGAAUCCCUAACGAUCAUCGGGGAACGUCUAAAGGAGCACGACGGACAGAUAGCGGUCUCUGGGAGUCUCUCAGUCCUUCUGGACUCUCUUCUGUGUGCUCUAGGUCCUCUCAUGUGUCUCACACAGCAAAUUCCAGAGACGGAUGUCGUCAGGCCUAAAAUAUUCGCCGAGAUGCUCGACAACAUCGCGUAUGUCAUGCCAGGGCUGUAAUCCUUGUACAUAAUUUUUUUUUUCUAUCCAUUACUAUUGAUAAUCAAUUGUAGGUUUUGACCUGUCAAUUCAGGGAAGUCAUUGUUUCAUUUUCUUUGUCCAUCAAUUUUCUCAACGGCUGUAUUUAUUUCUUUAUUAAUAAAGUGAUGAAGGUGUGAAAUAAAAAACAUAAUGUUUUUUAUUAUAAAACUUUUGAUCUUUUAAUUUUAAAAUUGGCGCGUUUCUGGCUUGAAAAUGAUGGCCCGUUUAUUGGUUCCCCACUGCCUGCCGUUGUUGGCAAUCUGAUUAGCGCCAAAAGCCAGCUGUGGUCUGGAUAAGCACUAUAAAAAAGAAUUGCUUGAGGCAAAUCGUUGACUGCUGUCGAGCAUUGUCGAGCUCCAAUAAGAAAUUCAUUAUCUCGAGUGACUUUAUCGCGAGUAAGUUUAUGAAAUUCCGAAAUAGAGUUCCACGAUCUUGACAAGUGGGAACAACAAUGCGGAAUGCAGAUCAAUGACAUUGCGAACAUAACCCCGGUCAACAUGACAUAUUCCCAGAUCUAUGGAAAACACGACCUUGUCGUGAUUAUCAACGAAUAACAGUUUUGGAUUGACUCCAUACACAAAAAAUAUCUUCAGUGAUUCAACCGAGACUUGAAUACAAAUUAAGCAAAAGCUUCCUCAAGAUACAAAAAAAAAAA